CUUUUCUUUUUUUUUUUGUAGUGUUUUUAUUUGAUGGCAGUCCUGAAAAAGAUCAAAUCAGCUGCCAAAUCGGCUUCACCCAAGGCCCAGUCUAAAAAGAAAGCACCUUCAACAUCACAGUUGAAGAAGAAAGAACCUUCGGCAUCACAGUUGAAGAAAAAAGAGUUUCAACAAAAGAAAUACAAUAAGGGAAACAAGAAAAAGAAGGAAGAAGAAGAAGACUCCGAUUUUGAAAUCGUACCUAAUACUUCAACUCAAACAGCUCAUGACCAGAUCUCGGAUUCAGACGACUCCGAUCUUGAAGUUGACAUCUACUACUACAACAACAACAAUAGCAAAAAAGAUCCCACAACAAGAGAUCAAAGUAAACGACGAUGACGACGAUGAACAGGACGAAAAAUUCAUUGCCUCAGAGACAAUGGCAGCGAAUCGUAAAAACAAAAAAUCGGGUGGAUUUCAAUCGAUGGGUCUAAGCAAUGCAGUAUUCAAAGCUGUUCUUCACAAAGGAUUCAAGGUACCCACACCUAUUCAACGUAAAUGUAUCCCUCUUGUCCUCCAGGGUGACGAUGUGGUAGGCAUGGCUCGUACAGGUUCAGGCAAGACCGCGGCCUUUUUGAUUCCUAUGCUCGAGAAACUUAAGGCACACUCAGCCAAGACAGGUGCCCGUGCGCUGGUACUGUCACCUUCACGUGAACUUGCUCUUCAGACACAAAAGGUAUGCAAGGAGCUCUCCAAGUAUACCGACCUGCGUAGUUGUUGUAUCGUCGGUGGUGACAGUCUGGACGAACAGUUUGAGAUGAUUGCGUCUAAUCCGGACAUAUUAAUCGCCACACCCGGUCGAUUGCUACAUUUGGCUGUAGAAAUGAACAUGGAUCUGCGUACGAUCGAGUACGUCGUGUUUGAUGAAGCUGAUCGAUUGUUCGAAAUGGGUUUUGCCGUUCAGUUGCACGAGAUUCUCUCUCGAUUGCCGCCUAGUCGUCAGACCUUACUCUUCUCUGCCACGCUGCCCAAGAUGCUUGUGGAUUUUGCCAAGGCAGGUCUUCAGGAACCAACACUGAUACGAUUGGAUGCCGAUACGAAAAUCUCCAAGGAUCUCGAGAUGGCGUUCUUUUCAGUAAAGGAUAAUGAAAAGGAAGGAGCCUUACUCUAUCUCCUCAGAAAUGUCAUUCAGUUACCCAAGAAGACACAAAACACGGACUCCAAGAAAAGAAAGGGAGCAACAGAGGCCGAUAAACAGACCAUCUUGUUUGCAGCCACCAAGCACCACGUCGAAUACCUCGCAUCUUUGCUCGAAAUUGCUGGUUAUCAAGUAUCGUAUGUGUACGGUUCACUCGAUCAGACAGCUCGUAACAUUCAAAUCACUCGUUUCAGAAACGGUGUGACUAAUAUUAUGGUUGUCACUGACGUUGCUGCACGUGGUAUCGAUAUUCCCAUUCUGGAAAAUGUCAUUAAUUAUGACUUUUGUGGAUCCUCCAAGGUCUUUGUGCACCGUGUCGGUCGUGCGGCGCGUGCUGGUCGUCGAGGUUGGGCCUACUCUUUGGUUACAUCAGAUGAACUUCCUUAUCUUGUCGAUCUCGAACUCUUCUUGACCCGUCCUCUCGUCAUGGGCGGCGAUAAGGAAGAGUAUGACUAUACAGCUGAACUCGUCCUGGGUACCAUGCCUACAGAUACACUGGUGGACGAUCAAAACUGGGUGACAUCUCUGGUCGAGCGAGACGCUAGUCUUCAGGGCGCACACAAGACAGCCAUGAAUGCUUACAAGCUCUACAACCGUACAAAACCCCGUGCGUCUGCCGAGAGUUAUAGUCGUGCGAAGGAACUGAUCAAGAAGAGAAACUAUAUUCAUUUGCACCCUCUCUUAGAAGACGAAUCAACAACAAGUCAAGCCGCGAUUGAACGAGCAAGUAUGAUUCAAGCCAUUUCAGGAUUCAGACCGGCCGAAACGAUCUUUGAAGUUGGCUUGCGUGGUAGAAAGAAGCAGUCGCCUGCAAGUACGAUCAUGCGUGAACGACGUGAGGCGGUGGGUAAAGUCAUUGCUGCACAUAAAUCAAAACUGGAAGAGUCAUCAACAAGUGAAAAGAAGAGUGUAACAGUUGAGGAUCUUGGCGGUGAUGUAGGAGAAGAUGAGUUAGCAGAGGCAUUUAAUAUACCAGAAUCAUCAGAUAAAAAGAAAAAGAAGAAUUAUCGAGAUGAAGAAUAUUAUCUAUCAUACACACAAAAGGACGCUAACACCGAGCGUGGAUACUCUAUGGCCAGUAACGGAAACUUUAUUGAACAAGCAUCCAAGGCGCAGCUCGAUUUAACCGGAGACGAUCAAGAUACAAUCAAGAAGAGUCAAAACAUGCUUCGUUGGGAUUCUAAGAAGAAGAAGUUUGUACGUGGUCUGGGUAUUGGCUCUGACAACAAGAAGAUGAUCCGUACCGAAAGCGGCGCGCUCAUCCCUGCUUCGUACAAGAGUGGUCGUUUUGAUGAAUGGGCUAAAAAGAAACACAUCAGUAUCCCUCGUACGGGUGAGCGUGAGCUUGUCAACGCUGCUCAUCUGUCCAAGAAGAGAUUCCGUCAUAAUCGAGCUGAUGAGGCCAAGCCGCUGGAUCCCCUGGCAUAUGAUUAUGACAAGAAGCUAAAGAAGCGCAAGAUGAAGGAAACAGAGACUAUUGUCGAAAAGGACGGUAUGGGUAAGAAGCGUGUCGGUAACCGAUCGACAGCCAAGAACGAGCUCAAGAAUGCUAGUCAGAUUCGUAAAGACCGUAUCGCAUACGAAAAGAGAAAGGAGAAAUCCACACGUCCUUCACGAAGAGGAAAGAAUCGUAAAUAAUACUUAUGCUUUUGUAAAUGUUUUUCUAGACUGUUGCUUUUUUUAUAUAAUAAAAUACCUUUUCUUUUCUACAAAGUAUUGUGUUUUAUUCUUUUUGGAAAGCAAAAGAAUUUAAAUAUGAAACUUUUCAUAUAAUAACACUUGUAUGAUUUGAUGCUGUAACAAUAAGCCCGUAUCAUUAAUUAUAUAGUGCCCUCUUAUAGAUCAAAU
Molecule: messenger RNA, 3025 nt
Organism: Rhizopus microsporus ATCC 52813
Lineage: Eukaryota; Fungi; Mucoromycota; Mucoromycetes; Mucorales; Rhizopodaceae
Product: ATP-dependent RNA helicase Dbp10
Exons: 3
Coding region: 266-2815 (849 amino acids)
Cellular component (GO): nucleus
Molecular function (GO): RNA binding; RNA helicase activity; ATP binding
Source: RefSeq, a predicted model, not a curated record